Didymodactylos carnosus is the source of this 288-nucleotide messenger RNA. The record is from the annotation of a GenBank genome assembly. Lineage: Eukaryota; Metazoa; Rotifera; Eurotatoria; Philodinida; Philodinidae.
AUGAAAAAACAGGCGGCUGAAGCGGAUAUUUUGAAAGACGUAUUUGAUACAGUGCAGGAUUUAUCAAGUAUUCCAGAUGGUCAACUGACGGCAGAUGAAAAGCUUGUCUUCGAGAAACAAACAGAGUCAAUUGUAGAAAGGCAUGCACUAGUUCAGCCGACUGUUGUACUUACAGAAACGAAGGCUGCAGAUCCAUUUCAGCCUAUGCUUUCUUCACCGCCGGCGCUUGAAUCAUCGCACCACGUACUGGCACCAUCGACACCUCAGUUAUCCCACCACGUAUUUUGA